AUGUUUUAUAGUCACGAAAUCCUCACAUCCCCUGAGCAUGGAGUUGCUACGAUAUGGCUCGUUGCAACCCUUGGGUCAAAGUCUAUCGCUAGGAGACUGAACCGAAAGGCCAUUCUGGAUGUGGACGUUCCCAAGGCAUGCAAUGUUAUCAUCAACCCCGAAGCGCCAAUGGCGCUAAGGCUCCAGGGAAACAUGCUAUACGGCGUAUCGAAAGUCUACAACCAGCAAUGUGGCUAUACUCUUACGGACGUGCAGGCCAUGCACGACAGAAUGAGGUCCAUACUAAAGGCCAUACCUGGAGGUGGAUUAGAUCCAGCCGCUGGCAAGGCUAAGCCGGACCAACUUAUUCUACCGUACGACCCGGCGUUCUCGCCAGAUAUAAACCUCCCUGGAAUGACCUUCGACUUCAUCACGUUCAAUACAGAGACAGAAAUAACGGCAAGCCCGCAAUCCAGCCUUCUCUGGACGAGGUCUUCUGGUCUCAGUCAUUCAACUCCGUCAAAAGACAGUUUACGGCUUGACCUACCAUCAGACGAUCUUGUGAAAGGCCUGAGUGGAUUCGGUACCGAAAGUGACAUGGGCAGCCCUGCUCACAAGAGAGGCAUAUUUGACAAGAACCCACCAUCAUUUACGGAUGAGGAGGGGGUGCUGCUUCAGGCUGACUUUGAGUUUGACGAGGAUGGGAACAUCGUCGAGCUUGGUUCGAUGCAGCCUUCUCAUGCACGAGGAAAUCAAGCAGGUGGGAAUGUAAAUGAGACUCCAGUGAUGCCUAGUAUGAAGGGAACCCUAGAAAGAGAAACGCGCCCAGUGAAUCCUCAGCAAAUGUUAAUAGAUGAGGACAUGGAGACGGGAAUCGGAAAAGUUGACGCAGAGGUACUCGUAGACGGACAUAUCUCUGGGUCAAUCCGCGAUUCUCUCCCCAUGAAUGAUAAUGACCGUCCCACGAAUGAUGUCGAGAUCACAGCGCGUCAAGCAGCAAGGGUGGCCAAAAUCUUGCCUCUGGACAACCAGAUAGGACUCCGCAAUACGGAUCUUGCCCAGUGGAAUAAUGAAUAUCUGCAGCAUAUGGCUAUUGUCUCUAAACAAAAGAGACAGAAUAAACUGUCAACUCAGGCUAAAAAGAACGCUGUCUUCUGGGUUUUCGGUAUGGGAAUUGGCUCUGUGGGUACGGGGCUCGGUAUAACACGUGUGCCACAUCCUCUUCAGUCCUUUUCUGGAGAUGAGCUUCAUGCUGCGCUUUGUGGUGGUAUCUCGAAAAGCGACCGGAAGCGCAAUCGCGUUGCGGAUGAAGAUGAUGACUUGGAUUCCGAGGAGCGACGUGUUCGCGCGAGGGAAGAAGAGGAAGAGCAUGUCGGACGUGGUGGUGGCAUACAACCUCUAAAUAUUGCCGACAUUAUGCAGGAGGAUGUCGAGAUUGGCCGUCUUAGCCAGUCGCCCCUGCAGGACCAUUCUUCUCAAAUGCCGUGGAAUAUUACCGCCUCUAUCCAGGGUUCUCGUCAGGGCUCAACCGUACUGCCUGUAUUUCGCGGACUCGGGAGCGUCAGUGAUUUCUCGUCUCGAGGACUUCCUGGAUCAACAGGGUCUCGGGACCUGACAGACUUGGGCAGGCCAUGGAAUCGCCUUACAAGCGCCAGCCCUCUUGCAAGGCGCGGGCUAUCCUUGGAUCUGAUUGGAGGUAAUAGAUUCAGUAACCUUGCCCUUUUUGAAAACGACGACAAUAUCGACAUGCUGGGAGACUUGGACCUGAGCUUUUAUCUACAAAGUGACCACGAUGCGGCUCAGGGGGAACCCUCAACCCCCAAGCGUGACAGGGUGGGUCAGUCAUCCCCCAAACAGCAGGUAUUGACAUCGAAGCUGGACCGAGAAUGUCUGAAUUUCCUGGACUUCGUGAAGACGCAGAUUGAGGUGCAGAAAGUCAUAGGAGCCGACGCUACUCCAAAUGAAGAACUGGAAUCUAGUAACCUCUCCAAGGGAAAGCAGCGCGUGCAUCAUGUUCCGGACGAAGAUGAAAUCGCCUUCUCCGUGCUCCUGCCUCCCAAGAAGACAUCUCGUGUGGUGGCCACGCAAGGCCUGAUGCACACUCUCACGCUUGCGACGAAAGGGAUCCUGGGGGUCGAGCAGGAUGAGACGGUUGAAGAGAGAAACGACGAAGGGUAUGGUACUGUGUACCACUACGGGGAGAUAUUCCUGCGUCUGGCGGGAAUUUGAAAGGUUUCUUUCCUUUUCAUAUUAUUGUGAGAGUAUCCACUUCGCUUUCUGUGCUUUUCAUAUUGAGCAUCUCUCGAUAUUAAUCAUGUUAUGGAGUUAUGCGGGACAAGCUAAAGGGGAAUGGGUUAUGGUAUCUGAACUUGUUCGAGGCGUUAUUCUCAUUGACAUCUGAUCUACUGUUCACUCCAUUGUAUUUUAUUUAUGUUAAUUACACCUUUAUAGCUUCAUUGAAACCCUUCUGCGUUCUUCUGGA
Monascus purpureus is the source of this 2461-nucleotide messenger RNA. Lineage: Eukaryota; Fungi; Ascomycota; Eurotiomycetes; Eurotiales; Aspergillaceae. The record is from the annotation of a GenBank genome assembly.